UACAAUUUCUGAGGGCAUGAAAGUAUAACAAAAUUUGGUCUUCAUUAAAUUGGGGUUUCCGCUAGGGUUUUGCAGUAUUCUCACGGCACAGCUUGCGCCAAUCGAGUUGGAGGAGUGGAAAGAUGUCAAAGAAGAACGAUUUAGGUCGAAGAAAAAGACUGCACGAUUUCGAUUUAAAAAGAGAAAAGGAAGAGAAGGAAAAGAGGGAAAAGAAGCUUCAAGCCAAGAAAAAUAAGAUGAAAGUUGAUGGCAAAAGUAAGAAGAAGAAAGGGGGCGCUGGAUUUCAAGUAGGAAAGAAAAAGUUGAAAACAAAGUUGACACCGUUGGCAAAAGCUAAAGCUUCCCAAGCAAUGGAGGUUGAUCAAUGAGGUUGAUAUGGACGCACUGAUUACCAGAAAAUAGAUCAAAUUUGACAGGAGUGUUUUUUGUAAUGCAGUUAUACACUUAAAACCUGACAGGUCUACAAUUUUGGAAUCAUAAGAAUGCACUUUGCUUAUUUUCUUUGCAUAUUUUGUAUGAAAUUCUAGUCCUUUGUAUGAAAUUUUCUAGGAAGGGUUCUUUGGCCUUUGGGUGCUCCAAAGUAGAGGGAUUGAAAUUUUACAA
This is a messenger RNA of Andrographis paniculata, 603 nucleotides long. RefSeq lists its product as uncharacterized. The record is from RefSeq and is a predicted model, not a curated record. The transcript is spliced from 3 exons. Bases 123 to 368 code for a protein of 81 amino acids. Lineage: Eukaryota; Viridiplantae; Streptophyta; Magnoliopsida; Lamiales; Acanthaceae.